GCCGGCGCGCAUGCGCAGCAGCCGCCUGGAGGCCGGAGCCUGGCCUGGGUCAGUCGGGGGGCGCGGCCGCAGCCCAGUGACAUUCCGGCCUGCUUUUCUGCGCUGUUUGACCAUCUCAUGCUCAACAGACGCCCAGCACAAAAAGGGGUCGAUGCUGAGUGGACAUACCUUUUAUCUCUGGAGAACCUGACUGCCUGGGGUAAGCGUGGAUUUCUCUCCCUGUCAUGGCUUGCCCCCCUCCUCCACCACAGUUUGUCCUCCGAGGAGCACAGUCAGCAGUAAAUACUCUGCAUUUCUCCUGUAGCAACAAGGCAGAUGGUCCCCCACUGCUGUUCUCUGGGUCACUCAGUGGGCUGGUACAUGUCUGGAACCUGCAGACCCGAAGAGUGGACGCCACCCUGGAUGGCCACGCGGGGCAGUCUGUGUAUUGGGUGAAGACUCUAGGGGACCAGCACUUGCUCCUCAGCCAAGGACGAGACUUAAAGCUGUGCCUGUGGGACCUCGCGGAGGGCAGGAAUGCUCCGGUGGAUUCCCUGUCUCUGGACAGCGUAGGCUUUUGCAAAGGAUCCGUCCUCUCUGAAGGGACCCAAGGAAGCUGGCUCCUGGCAGUGCCGGGGAAGGGCAUGGAUGAGGUUCGGGUUUUGGACAUGCCGUCCAAGACGUCAGUCUGUACCUUGAAGCCAGCGGCCGGUGCCAAGGCGGGCAUGCCCAUGUGCCUGGAGCUGUGGCAGCCCGCCUGCGGCCCCUGCCCACUCCUCCUGGUCGGGUAUGAAGACGGCUCGCUGAUGCUGUGGAACGUCGCCGAGAGGAGGGCACUGAGCCGCCUUUCCUGCCACCAGGAGCCAGUCAUGAGCCUGGGCUUUGACCCAAGAAAGGCCAAGGGGCUGUCGGGCUCCUCGGAGAAGGCGCUCCGCGUCUGGAGCCUGGAUGAGCAGCAGAACCUGAAGGUUUGCAGAACUCAGGAGCUCACCAAUCCUGGAAUAGCGGACAUCGCCAUCCGGCCAGACGGAAAGAUAGUGGCCACGGCGGGCUGGGAUCAUCGCAUUAGGCUGUUUGGCUGGAAGCAGCUGAAGCCCCUGGCAGUUCUGGACUACCACAGUGCAGCUGUUCAUUGUGUGGCCUUCUCUGAUGCGGGUCGGCCAAGCGAGCAGCUGCUGGCCAGUGGCUCCAAGGACCAGCGCAUCAGCGUGUGGUCAGUGUAUAACCAGCCCUGAGAAGAACCCCUUGUGGGCCCUCCCUUAAUCAGUGACUCCACAGGGGCCUCCAGGGGCAGCGAUGGACAGGGCUGGACUCGGUUUGGCAGAGCUGGGGUGAAUUCAGCCUCAACCACUUACUUUUUCUCUUUAUAAAAUGCUUUAUGUCCAGGUGAGGUCCCACAGGACACUCAGUCUGGUGGAGAAAGCUCUUUUUCCUGUGUCUCAUUUCCAAAAUACGAAAUGUCUAAGAAUACAAGCCAUUCCCCAUGGGGUUAAAUGGUCAAAGUAGAAGGAGAAGCAAUUUCCUAAGCGACAAACCAUCCAGGGGGAUGCUCCAAGUUACCAAUAAAGAAUUACAAACUAAAACAACCAUGUCACAUCCAUCAGUUUGGCAAAGCUGACAAAGAAGGAAAAUAAUGUAUGUUCUCGGGGCCAUGGGAAAACAGGGGCCUUAAUGGACCUCUGUUGGGGCUAUAGAUUCGUUCCCCCAUUCUGGAAAGCAAUUCCUAAGUUAGGAAAAUCUUUGUUCCAAUGAUAACCACCACCGGGCCCACACUCGGGGGAGCAGAAAUGGAUCCAAAUGGACAACAAUAUCUGCAGCAGCUCCUUUUCUGGUGGCAAAGAACUAGAAAUGAGGUGCAAAGGCUCAUGGGGGAUGACUGAAUGAAUCGUGAUGUGUGAUGGGGUGGAGCACUAUUGUGCUGGUUGCAGAGAAGCCUGGAAGGCUCGGAUAGACUGAUACAGAUGGAAGGGAGACAGCGUACACAGUGACAAGAGCGUGGGAAACGACGGGAAGUCUCGGGGACUCCGCUGAAACGGGUCUCGGGGUGAAAGGUGCCGCCAUGUCCAGAAGAGCUGACGGACCUUUUGUGCAGUCGGUGCAUCAGCCUGUUUUAAUGGCUGGCUUUUUGGUUUUUCUUUUUUUUUCCUACUGGGGCAGCAGAAGUGGGAGGGCAAGGGGAUCGAUUUUUGUUCAUUGAAAAAAAAUUAAAUUUUACAAAAAAGCAAACGUGUUUGCUUUUCACUUGGUUUUUCCUCGGCAGAAAAGUCUUGGGUCCCACCUUGAUUAUUCACUUCUAGGCAAAGCCAGGCUUGGGGGACUCUUCCUUUCAAAAAGGAGCCUUUUGUGACGUAGCAGCCUUAGGAAGGCCUCCCCUGAGCCUCAUUUCUCUACCCAAAGGGCUGACCUCUGUGGUGGAGCCCUCAUUGCCCGGAGAGCCUCAUCAUUGCCUCCCUAAGGAGGCUCCCUCGGGAGAUCCAAGAGCAGGUGUCCCCCUGACGUGCAACGUUCUUUGGUAGCCAAGUUGGGAUCGUUGUCCAGGGCAACAGCAAGAUUAUAAGAUGAUCAGUUCUGACAGACGUGGCUCUCUUCAACAGUAAGACGAUUCAGAUAGACAGCCUGGGACUGUGAACACCCUCGGAACCCUAGACUCCCGGCAUUCUCAGCUGCACAAGCUCCCUGGAACAUUUUUCAUUUCCUCAUGGGCUAAAGCUCCCGGAGCAGGCAGUGAAGCAUCCAAGCCCCUAACGGCCCCACGAGCUGGCUCCGCUUUGAGUAGCAGGCUCAGAAGGCUGACCACUGAGGCACAGGUUGCUUCUGCCACCAUGACAGGCAUCCCGAGGGCUGCUAUCUACACCAAGGGAGGCUCCUGGAGCUAAGGGCAGUUGGAGAAUCCCUGAGGGGGAGUCAGAAAGCCUGGAUUCUAGGCUCUUCUAGGGAUUUCAGAUGGAAGAGUGGCCUUGGAGUAGAUCAUCCGGCCUCAGACUCAGUCCUUACCUUUCCAGUGUGCUUAUGCACUGGUCUGUAUUCAUUCCCUGUGCUCGUGUUAUCCUCCAGCAGGCUCCGUGAGCACAGGAUCAUCAUUGGUCUCAAACCUGUGCAGGACUUCGUAUCCCUCCCACACCGAAAGUGCAGGAGGCCAGAGGGCAGGGACGAUGUGCUCUAGCUUCGGGAUCCCUGUGAAUGUCAGGACUUCCCCCAUAGAUCAAGGACCGCCAUCAAGAUGCACUUAGGCUGUAAUCUUGUCUAAGAUUCCAUGAGAGAGCUUCGAGUCGGGACAAAAUCCUCCCACCAUCUUUGGGAGUUUAGAUUCGAUACAAGGGAUUUAGAUUUAGAUACAAGGGAACUCAAGUCCCUUGUAUGUAUAUUCCUGUAACAGGAAAGAAGGAAGGGAAGGAG
Molecule: messenger RNA, 3375 nt
Organism: Sarcophilus harrisii (Tasmanian devil)
Lineage: Eukaryota; Metazoa; Chordata; Mammalia; Dasyuromorphia; Dasyuridae
Gene: GNB1L
Product: G protein subunit beta 1 like
Exons: 8
Coding region: 225-1214 (329 amino acids)
Molecular function (GO): protein binding
Source: RefSeq, a predicted model, not a curated record